AUGCCGUCCUUCAAGCCCUUCUCCUCAGUGACGGGUCGCAACAGCUACAGUCUGUUUGACAUUCGGUUAGAUCAGGAUAUCAUCGUCUUUCGAGGCAACGACCAUGAGUCGUCCGGCCAAUUUCUCAAGGGCGUGGUUGUCCUAUGUCUCUCCUCAUCGCUACGCAUCGAGGAUGUACGCCUCCGCCUGACGGGGACUCUGCGAUUAUCCUGGACUGACCAAAGAUCAAGUACACCUGGUGUGUCCGGUCAGAAAGUCGACAAGACGACAACGAUACUCGAUCAUCGGUGGGCGCCAUUCGUCGGCACGCAUGGAAAAAGCAUGACGCUUCCCGCUGGCAACUAUGAAUAUCCGUUCGAGUUCCUCCUCCCCGGCGACACGGCCGAAAGCGUCGAGGGUAUCCCCGAAGCCUCCAUCACAUAUCGCCUCAAGGCCACCGUUGGCCGAGGCAAGCUGGCCUACGAUUUGCAUGCGUACAAGCACCUGCGUGUCAUUCGGACAUUGGAACCCGGCGCUCUCGAAUUCCUCCACUCGAUGAGCGUUGAGAACACCUGGCCAGACAAGGUCGACUACUCCAUUGUUAUUCCUCAGAAGGCGGUUGUCUUUGGGGGGACCAUCAACAUGGAGAUGAGGUUCACGCCACUGCUAAAGGGGCUCGAACUGGGAGAAAUUACCGCGAAGAUGCUGGAGAUAAGAGACACAUGGAUCCAAGGGGCAUCGGGCUACAACCUGCGGGAACACAGGACAGAGCGCGAGGUGUCCACGUGGCGAUUCGAAGUCAACCGCGAGGAGCACUGGCAGAACAUGAUCGAGGACACGGGCCAGGAGGGCUGGGUGCUCAUCAAGCCGCUGAGCCUCCCCAAGAGGCUUCGGCAGUGCAUCCAGGAUCUGAAUCACCACGGCAUCAAGGUUCGGCACAAGAUCAAACUAACCGUCGCUUUGAAGAACCCGGAUGGACACAUCUCAGAGCUCCGUGCCACUUUGCCCGUAUCGAUCUUCAUAUCUCCCAACGUACCAUUCGACGAACAUGGCAACCUGAUCAACCAGGCCCCUGGAGCCCCUAGCCUCGACCAAGAGUCCGGGGCCAUAGCCCCCCCUGGUUAUGGCGAGCACGUCCUCGACCAGCUAUACGAAGAUGUCGACACUGCGGGCUUCCAGACCCCCGGCAUGCAGACUCCCGGCAUCCAGUCCGGUGUAAGCAGCCCGUUCUACGCUCAUUCGCGCACAGGGUCAGCAGACAACCUGGCCGCGAUGACGCACAGUGCCCCGAUUGCCCCGGCGGCUUUAUCGUCGCGUCUUGCAGAUGUGUCGUUGGAUUCAUCACAUCGAAACAGCUCGUGGACGUCGAUGCAUUCGGCAUCGGGAAGGGUGUCCCCGACAUUCGGGCUACAUGGCUCCGGCCCGCGAUCCGAGCCGCACUCGGCAAAUCUCACCAGGAGCAACAGCGAAGAAGACAAUAGCGCUAGGAACUCGGUGGAGCACGUCGACGUGGACGCGGCCGAGCUUGCGGAACUCAAUCGGGUACCGAGUUAUGCAACAGCCGUUCGAACACCGGCGCGGUCUCAGACGCAGACGACCACUGGCCCAGUGCCCGAUUACCUCACAGCUCUCAGUGCUCCUCGCACGCCUCCAGCGACAGAUCUCAACCCUGAGCAGCUGGCACCCAUAUCGGAGGACGGAUCUGGCGAGGCACGCGGCAACGGCACAGCGCACCCGAUUGACCCGACAGUAUCAAACUGA
Purpureocillium takamizusanense is the source of this 1740-nucleotide messenger RNA. RefSeq lists its product as uncharacterized. The record is from RefSeq and is a predicted model, not a curated record. The transcript has 4 exons. Lineage: Eukaryota; Fungi; Ascomycota; Sordariomycetes; Hypocreales; Ophiocordycipitaceae. The coding region runs from base 1 to 1740 and encodes 579 amino acids. Gene Ontology annotation, molecular function: ubiquitin protein ligase binding; protein-macromolecule adaptor activity. Gene Ontology annotation, biological process: ubiquitin-dependent endocytosis. Gene Ontology annotation, cellular component: cytoplasm; plasma membrane; cytosol.